AUGUCACCUGGAGAACACCCAGAGAACUGGCUGUGUCUGGAAAAAGAGAGGGAGAAAAAGUAUAGGAAAGUGGCGAGGGAGGAAGAUAGCAGUGAAAUAAGACUGAAGACAGAAGGAUGGAAAGACAGCAAGCAAUGCAACGCAAUAAAACACAAACUCCAACCUGAGAUCCACGAGGUGGUCUCACGCGCAGAGCUCCAGUCGAAGGUCAACGUGGCAACCUCCUCCUCAAAGGUCGAAGAGAUAGCCUCCCAAGCCAUGUUCCUGUCCAAGGUCGAAGAGACAGCCUCUCAAACUAUGUUCACGCCCGAGUCUGCCUACACGGACAACCAAGUUCUGUUCACACCUGAGUCUGCCAACACGGACAAUCAAUCUGCCGACACGGACAAUCAAGUUCUGCUCACGACCGAGUUUGCUGACACUGCCAACCAAGUUAUGCUCAGGCUUGAGACUGAUGACCCGGACAACCAAGUUAUGCUCAGGCUUGAGACUGACGACACGGCCAAGCAAGCUCUGCCUACACCGAAGUGUGGUGACACAGCCAACCGAGUUCAGCCAGCAGAGUCAGUGAAGAACGACACUCAGCCUCUCUGUGUGACUGAGGAUGCCGCUCAGCAUCCCUUGUCCGAGGUCUCUGUAAACGGACGUCGUGAUUUUUCUGGACACCCCUCUAGGAGUUUGUGGUUCAACCUGCGGAAUUUAAAGGCAAAAUGGCGACAGGGUGAUGGAUGGCAGCCGAAUAUCCAGCACUUAACCGAGUGUCAUGGCGAUCUUGUCGUUGCCUACAAAUUUCCAGCGUCGGAAAGGCUGGCGAUCACAUGUCUGGAUGGUGCCACUGUUUUGGAAACUAUUGAUGCUGUCUCUGCCAUGGCAGCAGUGAGAAGUAGUGCCGAGAAAGAGGUGGAAACUGCUGAAUAUUGCACUCAGGAGCUGUCAGGCUCUCACACUUCCUCUCCCACCACCUCUACCUGCAACAACAACAACAACAGCAGCAGCAACAGCAGCAGUGUGGGACCACAGCAGUGCCAAUCUUUGGACAGUCACCAAAGCCUUUUAAAUGGAGCACAGCCGAACCCAUUUGUCUGUGGCAGUGUCCUGGCUGCCCCCUGCACAGAUGAUUCAUUGCCUUCAGGAGCACUUGUUAAUGGAUCUGCUUCACACUGUACCUCAGAGGAACCCCACGUCCCCAACAAGGAUUCGUCCCCUUUGCCUGGGACAGACACCAACCCUGAGGUGUUGGAGCCUCCCUGCGAGCUUCAAUCAAACACUUGGCGAAAAGCAGAAGGGCACGUUCUGAAAGCACCAUCCACACGGACCCUAUCUGAUUCGGACAACAGCGACUCUGAGACUCCCUUGGUGGGGAACAAUGCAGAUAGCGGGGCAAUCAGCCGGGUAGGGACAAACAACAGCGUCAAAGCAGGAUCCUUGUGGGAUGUUGUUGAGUCCGAGUCCGAGUUGUCAGAAAGCUCCUCUGAUAACUAUGAUGGCCUAAACAGAAGUCUUCGAGAGAAGUUUAUGUGCUUCCUGUUGAAAGGCAGGAUACUUGAUGAAGUGGUGAAAGGAAAGAUAAAGGUGGGAGGCCUUCAGUCAGCCAGCUCAAGGAGGAGGAAACGAAAAACAUGCAGAGUAAAAAGGAUACCAAUGGAGGAAAAAGUUAACGAGGGCUUCAGCUGUGCCUCCCUUAUUAACAUGGACUUGGAUUUUGAGUCGUCUGUUAGUGAAGAACAUUCCUUGAGGCAGGAUUCGGAAAGUUUGAAAGCACACAUAGACUCGCAUCUGGGGAAUUCCCAAGACAAGAAGAACUUAAUUUCAAGUGAGAAUGUAGGCAGGCCCAAUGAAGCAGACACCUACGUGGGUGGCCAACCUAUGCCAUUAAAGAGAGAGCUGGAAAUAGGCUUGGAGUCAAAGCAGUCGUUCUUCCAAUGCACAAAGUGCAAUGUUAAUUUCAAGGAGAAAAAGCAUUUGCAUAGGCAUAUGAUGUAUCAUUUAGAUUGGCAUAAUCAGGUAGGGCAAGCGAGCAUCCUUUGCCCCUUUAUAUGCAAAGAGUGUGGGCGUUCAUUCUGCGAGCGUUCUUCCUUGCAGAAGCACAUGCUGAUCCACCAGGUGCGAAGGGAGAGGUUGAUGGAGGAGAUUAAAGAUCUGAAUGACCUGAGAAGCCAGGGAGGAGAAGCUCGGCUGCAGUGUCCCCAGUGUGCUUUUAGAACUAACUGUCCACAAACAUUCAUUGAUCAUGCCAAGACCCAUGAAAAGGACAAACAUUAUUACAGUUGUGAAGAUUGUAGUCGCAUAGUGUUGAGCAAGUCAGAUAUGGAAGCACACCAACAGAUCGCUCACCUCCGUGCAUGCCAAGGAAGAGUCAUAAAACCAUUGGGCAUGCUUAUUUGCAAAAUUUGCACAUUUAGAACAAAGUAUAGAGACAUUUUAAGAAAGCACCUGGAACUCGUACAUGACCAGCCACUAUGUGAUUAUGAACUUCAGUCACACAAUAUGGUAGCUGACCCUGCAGGGUCUGUGUCCAAGCAGGACAGAGUAACGGGCCAAACUGAAGCAGACAACUUAUCUCCAAAGUUCCUCAGAGAGAAGCAGAAAAAAAGUGGAGCAGGGCUGUCUACAUGGUCCAGUGGCCUUGCUGACCUUUUCCUGAGCGAUAAGGGCACACAAAAAUCCUGUAAAAGUUUGAGCUCUUCACUGGCCAAAUGGAGCAAUGGCAGCUUAGCAAACAACCUGUCACCAUCUUCCCUGCAAUGUGACAAGCCAAGUAAAUUAUCUCGGCCUACAGAGAGAAUAAAUGUGACAACAGGUCUCUCCUAUGUUGAAGAGGACAAUCAAGAAUGUGAAAAUGUUGUCUCCAAACAGAACACAAAAUAUCUCUCCAGGUUUGACAUGAAUCUUGCGAUCAAGUCUGCAAUCUCCAGCAAAGCUGUACGUCUGGACCACGAUGUUGUUAACACUUCCAAAGAUCCCUCGCCUGGAAGCAGUUUAGCAGUACAGAAACAAAAAUCUCCCUCUAAAAGAAAAAUGUCCAUUCCAUAUCACAACACUCCUAAGAAAAUUCCAAUGAUUUUACCAAAUCAUGAAUCGCCAACUCCAGAAAGGCUUGAUAUUUAUUCUUUGCACAGUGGUAACUACAAUGGCACGAAUUUUGAUUAUGCCAAUCAGGCAAAUGAUGCCAGUUAUCCCAGUGAGGGCAUAGCACACUUCCUGGAUAGCAGCGAUGCCACUGACCCCAUAACCCAGCAGGGAUAUUUCCUUAAAAAUUACAUCCAUGACUCUCCUGAUCAGUCAGAUCUUGAUAGCAACGUGGAAGACGAUGAUGAGAUCAGAACACUCGUAGUGAAAGAAGAGAACAUAGAGAGUGCUGUGAGCGAGGACAAUCCAGAGUGUACUGAUCCUAAUCUCAGUGAUUCUUACAGUAGCUACUGCGUGUCCCCCGUGUUUGAACCAGAUCGGAAAUGCUGUCCGUACUGUCCUGCUGUGUUUGAGUCUGGGGUGGGUUUGUCCAAUCACAUCAGAGGACAUCUGCAUAGAUGUGGCUUAAGCUAUGAGGCUCGUCACAUGCUGUCACCUGAACAGGUGGCGUCUCAGGACCGGCAGCCUCGCAUUCGCAGAAGAGCAUCCUCCCUGAGCAACAGAAUCAGGAGAGAUAAACCUGAGUCUCAGACUGAACACACCUGCCCCCUGUGUCUGGGAUGGUUUGAUACUAAAACCGGCCUGUCCAAUCAUGUGCGGGGUCACCUGAAGCGGAUCGGCAAGCCAAUCUCAGGUGUCAGCAAGUCUCCCUUGUGCAUCCUCACCGAACUCCUGCAGGACAAGGACGAGCACAGGAACAUUCUCCGAGCACUUGAGGCCAAACCUCGCAUCUCCAGACCUUUCAUUUCCCAGGCGUUUGCAGGAAGCGAGGGCCUGUUUCUUACACCUACUGGGGUCCCAGUGAAGAUCCAGCACUCUGCUAACAGACUGGUCUCUGAGGAGGGUGAGAAGAGGAAGAAGAGAGAGGAGAAGAUGAAUGAGAACAGUGAAAGCACUUUAGUAGAACUUCUUAAAAAGCAGAGACUGGACCAGAAGCUGGCUGUCACAUGUCACUCUAAGACUGCCAGAGCUCGUUUUAUUGUUUCUCCAUCCAAGAAGAUUUCUCCUGAAGCUCUAUCGGGCUCCAUAUGUAGCCAAGGAAAAUUUGAUGGAAAGAAGAUUUGUAUCCACUGUAAUGCAACUUUCCACAGCGGUGUCAGUCUGUCCAAUCAUCUUAGGGCUUAUGCACGCAGGAAGAGGAUCGCCAUGCUGGAGGGAACGUCAUAUGAUUGUAAUCAGAAACUGCCUCGGUCGAGGUCUGGGCCAAAGAGGAAGGCGUUCCACGCUCUACACACCACCUCUGAAGUGAUCUACACGCUGACAUGCAGGUUCUGCGAUCUGGUCUUCCAGGGUCCGCAGUGUGUGCAGGAGGACUGGCUGAAGCACCUGCAGAGACACCUCAUGCACACUGCUGUCAGAGGCACAGGCACUGGGAUGGUAGAGGUGCCAGUUGUGUGUGAGGAGCCAUGUGCUCCGGACUGUGUCACUCAGGGGCUCUAAAUCACGUUUACACUCAAGCUUUAUUCACAUUACCACUUUUGUGCAUAUGUAAACAGGACGAUAGGAAGAGACUUGCAGAAAUGUAUUCUAUAUAGAGAUAUCUCUGGACAAGUGUAGAAAAUUUUAUAUAUAUAUAUAUAU
This is a messenger RNA of Ictalurus punctatus (channel catfish), 4710 nucleotides long. It is a transcript of the gene znf644b, whose product is annotated as zinc finger protein 644b. The record is from RefSeq and is a predicted model, not a curated record. Gene Ontology annotation, cellular component: nucleus. The coding region runs from base 1 to 4569 and encodes 1522 amino acids. NCBI's taxonomy places the organism in Eukaryota, Metazoa, Chordata, Actinopteri, Siluriformes, Ictaluridae. Gene Ontology annotation, molecular function: RNA polymerase II cis-regulatory region sequence-specific DNA binding; DNA-binding transcription factor activity, RNA polymerase II-specific. The transcript has 10 exons. Gene Ontology annotation, biological process: regulation of transcription by RNA polymerase II.